AUUGUGUAAAUGCCUUUAGUCAGUAUAUAAAAGGCUGUGAGGUUAGGGUUAGGUUAGGUUAGUUAAAUGUUAUUGAACGCCACAUAACCUAUAAGAGUGUAUCACGUAUUUUAAGUGUGGAAUAACUUGAAUAAGAUUCGAGGAAAUUUGUAUAGGCUUACAAAUAUAUUUGGUUUAAGUUAUUACCAUAGUAAAAAUUUUACAUUACGAAUAUAUUGACAAAAGGAUUUUUGUGAGACAAAAAUAAGCGCGGAAAUGCCGAUCAGUUUAAACGAAGCAAAGCAAAGUUUUGUUGAGCUGAUGCUAUCGUUAAAUAGAUUUGAUCAACAAAAAUUUUUGGCAUUUAUUAUAGAAGAAUGGAAACGUAAGUCGUCUCUGGUUUAUAAUGAUUCAGAAGAUGAUGCAGGCGGCAAUAAAAAAAUAAUGGAGGAACCAAUAUUUAUUUUAAAUUCUAUUGUCUCUGAUAUUAAACAGAAAGUUCCAUUUAAUGCUAUAUUAACAUCUGAAAAUAUUACAGCUCCCUUAACAGGAGAGAAUUCAGAUUGUGAUCCCAAUAUUACAUUGCACAUGGAUGAGUUUCUUUAUAGCGAUGAAGAUAUUGACGAACUUGUAGAUAAUAAUCAAUUACAAAGGUAUUAUUGUACUGAUUGUGGAUCUAGAAGUAUAAAACCAUUGAUUUUGUUAUCGCACUCCAUGUCACACGAAGGAUUAGUUUUUAUAUUUAAAGUUCUACUGCCUAGUUUGAAAAACAAAACUGUACUUGAUAUAGGAUCGAGAUUGGGCCCAGUUCUUUAUGGGGCGUAUGUAUAUACGGACGCUGGAAAAAUUAUCGGUGUUGAAAUGAACGAGGAAUUCUGCAACCUCCAAAAUGAGAUUAUAUAUAAAUACAAAAUGAACGAUCGUAUAUCUAUUUUGCACAAGAGGAUAGAAGAGGUUCCAGAGACGAUCAAAGAAAGCGACGUUAUUGUCAUUAAUAAUUCGUUUGAAUUUUAUUUGCCCAGAAAUGUACAGAUUGAUGUGUGGAAAUUUUUGAAAGCUGCGAUAAAACCGGGAACACUGCUCAUCACUCGUCCGUCAGUCGAUGAGACUUUUAAAACUUUAUCAAUUGACAUCUCAGUAGACAAGUGGUUGAAACCUUUUAAGAAACCACAUUCUGAUGAAUUCUCUUUCUUACCUUACUACGAAGAUAAACUCGCGGAAAUAUUGUGUUACGAAGUUCUUUAAAAGAAUCGUAUGUUUUCAAGGAAAAUGCAAUUUUAUUGAAGGUACUGGAUUUAAAACACUUGAUAUACGUAAGUACAUAUACAUAUAUGUAUACAUAUACAUAUACAUAUGUAUGUAUGUGUGUAUACGUGUGGUGUGUAAUUAUUAAAAAUAUACAUAUAUAUGGAUACAUAUGUAUAUGACUCGUGUGUUUAAAUACAAGGUAUGCCACAAAUCUAUUGAAAUUUUAA
Vollenhovia emeryi is the source of this 1454-nucleotide messenger RNA. RefSeq lists its product as uncharacterized. Bases 256 to 1224 code for a protein of 322 amino acids. The transcript has 5 exons. Gene Ontology annotation, molecular function: methyltransferase activity. The record is from RefSeq and is a predicted model, not a curated record. Lineage: Eukaryota; Metazoa; Arthropoda; Insecta; Hymenoptera; Formicidae.